ACCAGUUCCAGUGAACACCACAAGAGGUCGACAUUGUGAGCUCCGGGUCCGCUCUCGGAGAAAACAGACUAUCCGUGACAUCCAAGCAACACAGCGGCGGUGGAAGUCUGGCAGAGAUGGCCUCCCUUCUCCAGCCAGAGAGAGUCGUCUAUCUGGCUCGCGGAGAGAAGAAGAUCAGGGCUCCUUUAUCCCAUCUGUAUUUCUGCCGAUACUGCAGUGAGCUAAGAUCCUUAGAAUGUGUGUCUCACGAGGUGGACUCCCAUUAUUGCCCCAGCUGCUUGGAAAACAUGCCCUCUGCAGAGGCUAAACUUAAAAAGAACAGGUGUGCCAACUGUUUUGAUUGCCCAUGUUGCAUGCACACCCUGUCCACUCGAGCUACGAACAUCCCUGCUCCUCUGCCCGAUGAUCCCACUAAGACCGCUAUGAAGAAAGCCUACUACCUGGCCUGUGGCUUUUGCCGCUGGACCUCCAGGGAUGUGGGAAUGGCUGACAAGUCAGUGGCCAGUGGUGGGUGGCAGGAGCCUGAAAACUCUCAUACUCAGCGGAUCAACAAGCUGAUAGAGUAUUACCAGCAUCUGGCUCACAGAGAGAAGCAGGAGCGAGACAGGAAGAAGCUGGCCAGGAGACGACAGUGCAUGCCUUUGGCUUUCUCGCAACACACUAUUCAUGUGGUGGAAAAAUAUGGCCUUGGAACACGACUGCAGCGGCAAAGGUCUGGAGCGCCCAUUUCGACUCUGGCUGGUCUUUCCCUUAAAGAGGGGGAGGACCAGAGGGAGAUCACUAUUGAGCCUGCACAGGCUCUUGAUGAGGUGGAGCCUCUGCCUGAGGAUUGUUACACUCGACCCAUCAGUUUGCCAGAGGUUACCACGCUGCGCCAGCGACUCCUGCAGCCCGACUUCCAGCCUGCCGGAGCCUCCCAGCUGCAUCCGCGACACAAACACCUCCUCAUGAAGCGCUCACUGCGCUGCAGGAAAUGCGAGCACAACCUGAGCAAGCCCGAAUUCAAUCCGACUUCAAUCAAGUUUAAAAUUCAGCUAGUGGCUGUGAGUUACAUCCCUGAAGUGAGAAUUAUGUCCAUUCCAAAUCUGCGCCACAUGAAGGAAAGCCAAGUGCUGCUGACCCUGACCAACCCAGUGGAGAACAUCACCCACGUUACUCUGGCUUCCUGUGAGGAAGACGAUCCCGAUGACAUCAACAGCACUGCAGAGGUCAUUGUGCCCCGUAAGGAGCUGGUGUUGGCAGGGAAGGAUGCUGCUGCUGAGUAUGAUGAAUUGGCUGAACCUCAAGACUUCCACGAUGACCCCGAUGUUGUUGCCUUCAGGAAAUCCAACAAAAUUGGUUUCUUCAUCAAAGUGAUCCCCCGCAAAGAGGAGGAUGCCGAUGUCACCGUUUCGUUUAAGAUCCGGCACGACUUCCGCAACCUCACCGCUCCCGUCCGGGCCAGCGAGGAGGGCGGCGGCGACGCCACCGCCGAGGCUAUUUGGCUCACGCACCACGUCGAGAUGAGACUGGGACCGCUUGUCCCUUAGAAGUUAAAUCACCAUUUCUAUCAACAUUAGCAUACUGUUUAUUUUUUUUUUUAUGCUUUUGUUUCCCUGCUUCCACUAAAUAAGUUGAAAGUGAGCAGCACAUCAUAGUCCCGUAAGAUCCAAGUGUCGGUGUAGGCUAUACCCGCGUCCAUCAGUUGCAAGUUUUAUCUCGUUAACAGCAACUACAGUUUUUUUUUCCAGUUUGCAUAUCAGACGAAAUGCAACAAAACAGCAACUUCACAAGAAACUGGUGAGUGUAACAAAAAAAAAAGCAUAAUAGGAGAUCAUAUCAGAGAACUGCUCACACGCAGCGCCUGUCGCUUCCCUCAGACGGCGGCGGCGUACUAAACCCGCAUGGAUCAUCUAUAAUAAAUAUUACAACUGUCAUUGUGUCCGACGUGCUGCUGUACUCCGCUUUGUUCUCCGCGCAAAAUGGAAAAGUAACUUGACACUACAACAAGCUCUGUACAAGUAGAAUUGCAAGUUUUCCGCUGCGCUGCCUAAUAAAUUGUCAACUUGUGAA
Molecule: messenger RNA, 2052 nt
Organism: Doryrhamphus excisus (bluestripe pipefish)
Lineage: Eukaryota; Metazoa; Chordata; Actinopteri; Syngnathiformes; Syngnathidae
Gene: dctn4
Product: dynactin 4
Cellular component (GO): dynactin complex
Source: RefSeq, a predicted model, not a curated record